GGGUUGCGACGCGCUUGCUGCUUUGUCAGCUUCAUUUUUGGUGACGGUUGUUUGAAGUUUAUUGAGUUUAUUGAAGUUACUUGACAAAUGUUUAUGUAAUUUUUCUGGUCGCCGUUAUAAUUGUUACUUGGUUGGAUGGACCAAAGAUCUGUCUGAAAACUAUUUUAGAUAGUUGUUUCAAACAACUUGUUUGUAGCUUUGUCGAAUCAAAAUAACGUUUUGCCACGAAACAAUAUACCGAUGCCUCCAAAGCGUAAACCCUCCAACUCGAUGGAUGGUGCCCUGUCGCCAAGUGCCAUUUUGAAUGAAGUUGGUGGUCCUUCACAUUCACAGAUGGUGGUGGACCCUUCAGCAUCCACGUUCACACAUGGAGAACUUGUCUUGUGCGAAUAUUACGGACAAAGAUACCCAGCCAAGAUUUUGGAGGUGGCAACCAAACAUGAGAUUGAUGUUAUCAACGCUUCGAGACCAUCCAGAGUGUGCCGUGGUUCAGAGCAUUCGGUCGCAGAAGGAAAUAGUGGUUUAGAAGAAAACCAAGUAUUAUUCUUCGUGCAUUAUAUUAGAUGGAGCCACAAGUGGAAUGAGUGGGUUCCUGAGGACCGUUUAUGCAAAUUUGAACGGAAACCAGAAUUAAAAGUAGCAAUCAUCAACAAAAUUGCACUAAAGCUGAAGAGAAGAACACAAAUUUCUCACCUAAAAAAUUCUGUGAAGACACAUGGAUUAAAACUGAAGCCAAAAAUUAUUGUCAAACAAGAACCACAAAGCCCAAAAACUUCAAUUGCAGAUGAUGUUGCACAAAUUAUUGUCAAACAAGAACCACAAAGUCCAAAAACUUCAAUCGCAGAUGAUGCUGCACAAAAUGUUGUCAAACGUAAAGGGAAGAAACGUUUGCACGCUAUUGUUAAAGUAGAAGAAGAAUCACCUCUCAAAAAAUGUGUUACUGAACAAGAAGUUACUAGUACUUCACAAUGUUUGGGUAAUAGUAAUCCCCCAACUUUAACGACCGAUAACAUUGCUUCCGCUACUGGAAGUUUCAAGACUCACCAAUCAUCUCCUGCCGCAUCGACAUCUCAAAAUACUCAAGAAAAUAAGUCAAGUCCACAAGUACUAAUUAAGGAAACAGAGACACUUGUAAAAGAAGAACCCGUUUCAUUUUCGGUCUCAGAGUCUUUUGAGGAACCUGAGGACCUGCACCUGACUGAAAAUUUGAUAAAUGUGUUAUUACGGGACAAAAGUAGAAUUCAGCACAAAAAUAUGUUGAUAGCCGACUCGUGCGUGUCAGUGAAUGAUGUGCUUGUGGAAUACGUCGCCUCGGUUGAACAAACUGGGGACAUCUUUGCAAUAUCUAGAACCCAAUCCUUCAUCAGUGGUUUACGAAUGCAGAUCAACGAUCAUGUAUCGAGUAACCUGUUGUACGAACAAGAAAUACCAGUGGUUGAGAAGAAACUGGAGCAAGGUCUUCCAGAGGAUCUUGGUGCAAUUUACCUGCUUCGUCUGUUGACUAUAUUUGUUAAGCUACUCAAACUCGACGGAUUGAAGCACAAAGGUCCUGAGGUUUGGACAGAAUUGAUAAACGAGAAGGUUCAAUUGAUUAGAUUCUUAGAGUCACGUUCAGCCCUUUACUUCCCAUCUUCAACGUAUACUAAAUGUGCCGUCGUUGAGAAGCCUCAGUUUUAAUUUUUUUACCGAAUGAAACAACUUGAAAUUUCCAUUUUUACAUUUUUUGUCUUUAUAGACUUAUUUUUUACGGUCUUUGUGUAGAAACAUUUGAUGAACUAAAUACCAGUAACUGAAACGAUCGCAGACAAAGAUACAUAAGCAUCAAAAAUAUGUAUCUCAUAAGCAUGCAUAUUUUAUUUAUAAUUUAAAUUUGUUGAAAUAUCAGUAUUUAAAUGCAGGUAUUAUUUAUCUGGGCAAACUGUUUCUUAUUAGUAGCGGUAGUGUAGUAGUAAUGAAGACAUGUACUAUAACUUCAUUUUUCUUGGGUGAUGUUCCUACCUUAAAGAAAUUGAAUGUAUUGAUAUUGAUACAUAGAAUGUUCAUUCAUUCUUUUGUUAUUUGUAUUGAAACAGUAAUUAAAUAUGCAUACGAAAUGAAAGCG
Folsomia candida is the source of this 2101-nucleotide messenger RNA. RefSeq names its product nuA4 complex subunit EAF3 homolog. The transcript is spliced from 8 exons. Bases 241 to 1677 code for a protein of 478 amino acids. Gene Ontology annotation, cellular component: nucleus; histone acetyltransferase complex. Gene Ontology annotation, biological process: regulation of DNA-templated transcription; chromatin organization. Lineage: Eukaryota; Metazoa; Arthropoda; Collembola; Entomobryomorpha; Isotomidae. The record is from RefSeq and is a predicted model, not a curated record.